Molecule: messenger RNA, 3022 nt
Organism: Cavia porcellus (domestic guinea pig)
Lineage: Eukaryota; Metazoa; Chordata; Mammalia; Rodentia; Caviidae
Gene: Hnrnpul2
Product: heterogeneous nuclear ribonucleoprotein U like 2
Exons: 14
Coding region: 299-2569 (756 amino acids)
Cellular component (GO): membrane; nucleoplasm
Molecular function (GO): protein binding; RNA binding
Source: RefSeq, a predicted model, not a curated record
UGAUUGGCUCGCGGGCCGAAGAAGGCGGGCAAAAGCGGCCGGGGGCUCCGUCGUCGGGUGCACGCUCACGGUCCGAACCGAGGCGCCGGGAGAGAACUUGCUCUCCGCUGCGUCGUUCUGAGCCCCGCGGGCCGCGGGGGGAGUGCGGGAGGAAGGCGACACUGCUGCCUCGCCGCGGAGACUUGAUCGCUUGCUCACGCGGGUCCCGCGCCGGCGCGGGAGGCAGAGGCGGGCGGCGGCGCCUGCGCGGUGCGGCGCGGCCGGCGGCUCGCAGGGGAGGAGGCGGCGGGAGGCGGCGAUGGAGGUGAAGCGGCUGAAAGUGACCGAGCUGCGGUCUGAACUGCAGCGGCGCGGCCUGGACUCGCGCGGUCUCAAGAUGGAUCUGGCGCAGCGACUGCAGGAGGCGCUGGACGCCGAGAUGCUGGAGGACGAAGCGGGCGGCGCGCCCGGGCCCGGCGGGGCCUGCCAGGCGGAGCCGCGGCCUGCGGCGGCGGCAGCAACAGCAGGCAGCGGCGCGGGCGGGGACGAGGACGAGGACGAGGACGAAGAGGAAGACGAGGAGGCGCUGCUGGAGGAUGAGGAUGAGGAGCCGCCGCCAGGCACGAGCCCCGAGCGGUCUGAGUGCGUCGCGGCCUCCGAGCGUUCCGAGGAGGCGGCCGCGCAGGCCGAACCCGGGCCUGGAGCGAGCGCGGCGCCGGCGGGGGAGGCAGAGGAGGAGGCGGCGGCGGGACCUGGUGGCGUGAACGGCGGCGAGGAGCCGGGCCCCGGCGAGGAUGGCGGCGACGGCGGGAACGACGAGCGGAGCGGGGACGAGGAGCGGAGCGGGGAUGAAGCAGCGGGCGGCGGCGCGGCAGAGGAGCCAGGGGAUGACCAAGACAGUGAGAAGUCAAAGCCAGCAGGCUCAGAUGUUGAGCGUCGAGGGGUGAAGAGACAGCGGGACGAAAAAGAUGAGCAUGGCCGCGCAUAUUAUGAGUUUCGAGAGGAGGCUCACCAUAGUCGCUCCAAGUCCCCACCACCUCCUGAAGAAGAGGCAAAGGAAGAGGAGGAAGAUCACACUCUUGUGAACCUGGACACGUAUACCUCGGAUCUUCACUUCCAAGUGAGCAAAGACCGCUAUGGAGGGCAGCCACUCUUCUCAGAGAAGUUCCCCACCCUCUGGUCUGGGGCCAGAAGCACUUACGGAGUAACAAAGGGAAAGGUCUGCUUUGAGGCCAAGGUAACCCAGAAUCUCCCAGUGAAAGAAGGCUGCACAGAGGCAUCUGUCCUCCGAGUUGGUUGGUCUGUGGAUUUUUCCUGUCCUCAGCUGGGUGAGGAUGAAUUCUCUUACGGCUUUGAUGGUCGUGGACUCAAGGCAGAGAAUGGCCAGUUUGAGGAGUUUGGCCAGACUUUUGGGGAGAAUGAUGUCAUUGGCUGCUUUGCUAACUUUGAGACUGAAGAAAUAGAACUUUCCUUCUCCAAGAAUGGAGAAGAUCUAGGUGUGGCAUUCCGGAUCAACAAGGACUCCUUAGCAGACCGUGCCCUCCUACCCCAUGUCCUCUGCAAAAAUUGUGUUGUAGAACUAAACUUUGGUCAGAAGGAAGAGCCCUUCUUCCCACACCCCGAAGAAUUUGUGUUCCUCCACACCGUGCCAGUUGAGGGGCGCGUGCGCACUGCAGUCCCACCUAAGGCUGGAGAGGAGUGUGAGGUAAUUCUGAUGGUGGGACUACCUGGAUCUGGAAAGACCCAGUGGGCACUGAAAUAUGCAAAAGAAAACCCUGAGAAAAGAUACAAUAUCCUGGGAGCUGAGAUGGUGCUCAGUCAGAUGAGGAUGAAGGGGCUUGAGGAACCAGAGAUGGACCCUAAAAGUCGUGACGUUUUAGUUCAGCAAGCCUCCCAGUGCCUUAGUAAGCUGGUCCAGAUUGCUUCUCGGACAAAGAGGAACUUCAUUCUUGAUCAGUGUAACGUGUACAACUCUGGCCAACGGAGGAAGCUAUUGUUGUUCAAGACUUUCUCCCGGAAGGUGGUGGUGAUUGUCCCUAAUGAGGAAGACUGGAAGAAGAGGCUGGAGUUGAGGAAGGAAGUGGAGGGAGACGAUGUGCCUGAGUCCAUAAUGUUGGAAAUGAAAGCCAACUUUUCUUUGCCUGAGAAAUGUGACUAUAUGGAUGAGGUGACAUAUGGGGAGCUUGAGAAGGAGGAAGCUCAGCCCAUUGUCACCAAGUACAAGGAAGAAGCCAGGAAGUUGCUGCCUCCCUCAGAAAAGCGCACAAAUCGUCGAAACAACCGAAACAAGCGCAAUCGCCAGAACCGAAGCCGUGGCCAAGGAUAUGUGGGCGGGCAGCGCCGAGGCUACGACAACCGGGCCUACGGGCAGCAGUACUGGGGGCAGUCUGGAAACAGAGGGGGCUACCGUAACUUCUAUGACCGCUACCGUGGAGACUAUGACCGAUUCUAUGGCCGAGACUACGAGUACAACAGAUACAGAGACUAUUACAGGCAGUACAACCGGGAUUGGCAGAAUUACUACUACCAUCACCCGCAGGACCGAGACCGGUACUACAGGAACUACUACGGCUACCAAGGGUAUCGGUGAAGCCCCACAUGGCCACCUGUCCAUCACGAAGCUGGAUCUCAGGGGUGCUCGGCACCCUCUAAACACAUCCAAGGAAAACAGGGGCAGGCGGGGUGGGGCUGAGCUGCCGGGGAGGGUGGUGGGGGGUGGGCACAUGGCGGGGUGGGGGGAGGUGGAAACCAACCACAAAACUGUACAUUUUUUUAAAAGUUUGUUGAAAAGAAUAUUGUCUUAUUCUAUAAAAUAUUUCAAACCUAGUUAGGUAUUUGUAAUUGGAAACCAUCUGCGCAGAACUAGGGCUGCUUGGACUAUACCCUGCAGUUGCUAGUGUCCCCAGUGACGCUGGCAACCAUGCAGGCAGUGGUGGGAGGAGGAAGAAGCUCCGCCCAGGAAGGCGCAGGCAGGGGCCAAGGCCUUGUGACCACCAGGCAGCGAAAUAAACGAUUAGCUCUUGGCGAUCACUUUACCCAUGAA